Molecule: messenger RNA, 6632 nt
Organism: Monopterus albus (swamp eel)
Lineage: Eukaryota; Metazoa; Chordata; Actinopteri; Synbranchiformes; Synbranchidae
Gene: clip1a
Product: CAP-GLY domain containing linker protein 1a
Exons: 25
Coding region: 101-6181 (2026 amino acids)
Biological process (GO): positive regulation of microtubule polymerization; cytoplasmic microtubule organization
Cellular component (GO): cell cortex; microtubule plus-end; nucleus
Molecular function (GO): microtubule plus-end binding
Source: RefSeq, a predicted model, not a curated record
AUCAGCUGAACCAUCUUCCAACCUCACACGCACAAACAGUGAAUCUGUCUCCAACCUGUCAGAGUCUGGAUCAGUGAAGAAGGGGGAAAGGGAGCUGAAGAUGGGAGAUCGUGUAUUGGUUGGUGGUACAAAAGCAGGAGUGGUACGUUUCCUUGGAGAAACGGAUUUUGCUAAAGGCGAGUGGUGUGGUGUGGAAUUGGAUGAGCCCUUAGGAAAGAAUGAUGGGGCAGUGGCAGGCACAAGAUAUUUUCAAUGUCAACCCAAAUAUGGCUUAUUUGCUCCAGUGCACAAAGUCACACGCAUUGGAUUCCCCUCCACCACGCCAGCUAAAGCAAAAACAACAGUUCGGAAAGUAGUGGCCACACCAUCGGGGCUGAAAAGAAGCCCCAGUGCCUCGUCCAUCAGUACAAUGAGUUCUGUGGCAUCCUCUGUCAGUGCCAAACCUAGCCGCACAGGCCUGUUAACAGAAACAUCGUCACGAUAUAAUCGAAAGAUUUCAGGCACCACUGCCCUGCAAGAGGCGCUGAAGGAGAAGCAACAGCACAUUGAGCAGCUAAUGGCUGAGCGGGAUAUGGAGAGAGCUGAGGUUGCAAAGGCCACCAGCCAUGUUGGAGAGAUGGAGCAAGAAAUGAGCCUGCUCAGGGAUGAUCAGGAGCAGAUGGAGGCAAAGAUGGAUCAGUUACGUGCCUUGGUAGAAGCUGCAGACAGAGACAAAGUGGAACUGCUGAAUCAGUUGGAGGAGGAGCGCAGAAAGGUAGAGGACCUUCAGUUUCGUGUCGAAGAAGCUUGCAUUACCAAAGGAGACCUUGAGACGCAGACCAGACUGGAGCAUGCCCACAUUAAGGAGCUUGAACAGAGCCUGCUCUUUGAAAAGACCAAAGCUGAGAAACUCCAAAGAGAGUUAGAAGACACUAGGGUUGCUACUGUGUCAGAAAGAUCCCGUAUUAUGGAGCUUGAGAGGGACCUUUCGCUGCGAAUAAGAGAAGUAGCUGACCUGAAACUGCAGCUUGGGACCCAGCAGGGCCCUGAGAACUCAAACUCCACUCUUUCUCCCCUUCUGGAAGAAAUAAACUCUCUGAGGGAACAGUUGGCUUCUCAAGAAGCUAAGCAGCAAGAAGAGCUGGCAAAAUACAAGGAGACACUAGAGGCUCAAGAGAAGACCCAUAGCGAAGCGGUUGCCCAGCUUCAGGCGGCAUCUGUAAAGCUGUCUGGUGACAAGGAGCAGUUGCAGAUGCGUUUAAGCCAGGCUGAGAAGGAGAAUGCUGAGAUUAUUCAACAGUGGCGUUCCAAGAUGGAAUCUGCUAUUGCCUCUCAUCAGCAAACCAUGGAGGAGCUGAAGGUGUCUUUCAGCAAAGGCACAGAUGAACAGACAGAAGAGCUUGUAGAAACAAAAAGUGCACUAGAGAAGAUGAAGUUAGAACACAGUUUGGCUCUAGAGGAAGCUGGAACUAAACAUGAGGCUGCCGCCACAGCUUGGGCUCAGGAGAUGCAGACACUAAAGGCACAGCUGUUGUCUUUGACUGAGGACAAACAGCGACUGGAGGAGUCACUGCAGUCCAGUGGAGAAAAAGCAGAGGAGCAGCACCUUGUGGAGAUGGAAGAUGUUCUAGGGAAGCUUCAUGCUGCCGAACUUAGGGUAAAGGAGCUUGAGGAGAAAGAAGCAAUACUGGCACAACAGGCCCAAGACAAGGACAGGGAAACCAAAGAGCAGAUGGCAGAAGUGGUGGCCCUGCGCAGUCAAAUUGCACAAAGUACCCAGGAGAUUGUGACCCUGAAGAGUCAGUUAGAGGAGACUCAGAGCCAAGGAAACGACCACAGUGCCAAGGUUAGUGAACUGACCUCUCAGUUGGAGAGCCAACAGAAGGAAGUCCUCUCAUUACAGGAGAGUCUAACUACUGUAAAGCAGGAGAAGGACACCCUGGAGCAGGAGCUUGGAGGCCUGAAACAAAAGUUGGCCACAAGCACAGAGGAGCAGACUAAAUCAGCAAAAACUAUGCAAGAAACACUCGAGAAGCUCAGUAAGAAGGAAGACCAGUUUGUAUCUUUGACCACAGAGUCAGAGUCUCUAAGAAGUCAGCUUAGUGGGCUGGAGAGGAAGCUGAAGGCUGCAGAUGAAAAACUUGAGCAGCUUUUGAAGGACAAAAGCAAGCUGGAAAAUGAUAUUUCAGACAUGAUGAAGGCAUCUGGUGAUAGUUCAGUACAACUGACCAAAAUGAAUGAAGACCUCAUACAGAAAGAAAGGAGGCUUGAGGAGUUACAGAGUCGGCUUGCAGAAGAGAAGGAGAAGGUGGCACACUUGAAUGAACAGCUCCAGCAGGAACAGUCACACAAAAAGCAGGAGCUAAAAGAAACCAAGGAAACACAUCAAUCUCAAAUAAGUAGCCUCCAGGAAAAGAUUGCCUUCUUGGAGAAGACUGUUAAACAGGGUGAGACACUGGCUGAGGAGCUGAAGGCCUCUCAAGAGAAAUCUUCACAAGCCUCGGAGCUCCAUGUGAAGGAACUUGAGGUGCUAAAGAGUCAGGUUAACAAGUUGAAGCAGGAGCUCUGCUCCUCCAAGAACCAAACUCAGGAGCUAGAGAAGCUGGUGUCUGAGCUGCAGCCGUACAAGGAACAGGCUCAGCGUCUUUCUGCUGAGCUUGAUUCCUACAAGCAUGAUGUUGAACAGUUGUCCAAAAAGCUGGAAAAGCAGAGUCUAGAUCUGGAAACUAUUUAUAAGGAAAGUGAGGAUGUUCAGGCUGAGAAAGGCAAACUGCAGGCUCAACUUUCAGGUUUGCAGACUAAGGUCUGUGCCCUUGAAAUCAGUCACCAGGAGCUUUCAGCCGAGAAUGAAGAAUUGCUAAUAACCAGAGAUAAGCUUUCAAAACAUCAAGAGGAACUUCUCGCCAACAACAAGUGCUCAGAUGAAGAGAGGGUUUCAUUGAUCAAGGAGCUGGAGAGGCACAAAGAUCUUCUUCAGGAAUUACAGAAUGAAAACAAGAACCUGAACAAUGCUAAAGGUGAAUGCGAGGCUCAGAUUGAGGAGCUUCAGAGUCAAAAUGCACAGAAGAAUGACUUGCUCCUAAAGCAUCAACAGGACAUCCAGCAAAUUGAGGCUAAAAAGAAGCAUCUACUUGAGGAUUAUGAAAGUGUUUGCCAAGAGAGGAACCGACUUGAGGCAGACCUCAACCAAAGCAAGUUGAAGCUCACAUGUGAGAAGGAUGAUCUAAUUUUAGAGAGGGAUACUGCUAGAAAUGCAAAAAAAUCUCUUGACACUAAGAUUGUCAAGUUGCAGGCAAAACUUAAUUCCUUGAACUUGGAAAAGGAAGAUCUUACAAUGAAGAAUGCCCAGCUGCAGGCCCUCACAGAAACACUUACAAAAGAGAAGUUGCAGAUGUCUUCUGAACUCAGUUCUGCUGUGUUGGACAAAAAGAGCCUUGAGACGGUAAAGGAGGAGCUCCAGAAUAAGCUCAGUGUUGCAAAGAAAGGCUUGGAGAGCUCUGUCUGUGAAUGUGAAGAACUUAAAGCCUCAAAAAUUAGCCUGGUCCAGAUGCUGGAAGACUUUAAGACAAGUAAUCAGGUAACAGAUUCUGAGAGACUUCAUCUUCUGCAGGAGAAAGAAGACUUGCUUGCAAUAGAAAGGAAAGCCUGUAAUGAGAAGGAAGCGCUCCUCAAAGAGAUAGAAGAGUUAAAGGAGAAGCUUCAACUCUCAACAGAACAACUGUCUGAGUCCAACAAGAAAUUUAAAGAAGUGUUAUCAUCUUUUGACCAAGAGAAGCAAGUGCUUCACCUUCAGAAUUCUGAAACAGUGAUGACUCUCCAUGCUGUUCGUAGAGAAAAGAUGAACCUGGAUUCAGCACUGCAGCAGCAGAAAUUGGAUUAUGAGCAUUUGGCAGAGGAGAAGAGUGAGUUAGAAGAGAAGUACACAAAAGCCAUAUCUGAGAAAAAUGCUCUUUCUGUUAAGCAAGAUAAAGUAGCAAGUGAUAUCCGAACAAUUAAGGAUCAGCUGGGUAGUUACUCCAGAGCUAAUGCUGACCUUAUUCAAGAGAAGUCUCAUUUAACAACAAUGAUAGAGGAAACCAAACUUGAAAAAGAAAAGGUUGAAGCAGAAGUGACCUCUUUGAAACAAGAAAAGGCUGAGCUACAAAGUGAACUACAGAACCAUAACUCUGAUAUUGAAAUUCUUGUAAAGCACAAGACUGAACUUGUUCAAGAGAAUUGUAAACUAAAAUUGGAUUUUGAGAAGACUCAUUUAGAACUUGCAGAACAAGUGGAAAAUCUUACAAAAGACUGUCAGCAUCUGCAGUCAUUGCAGUCUGAGGCUGACACAAAAGUUCAGUCCUUGCAGAAAGAGAACCAGGGGCUGUUGCAGGAGAUCCAGGAGAUAAAAAAUCAGACUGACUUAUUGUCAGAGGCCAAACAUCUGGUUGAGAUCCAACUACAGGCUGAGUCCAGUGAAAGGAAUAAAGUAAUAUUUGACAAGGAUGAGCUUUCCAAACAAAUUCAAGAGCUACAGAAAGCAUUGUCCAAAGUUGCACAAGAAAAUGAAGAGAUUUCUUCUAACCUUAAGAACGCUGAUGAUCAAAAGAAGUCUUUGAUGGUGGACGUGGAGGCUUUGAAAUCACAACUGAAGCAGCAAGAGCAACAGGCCACUCGGUUGAUAGAAGAUAAAGAACAUCUUUUGUCUAAGCUUAAGGAGAUGGAUAAACAGAUGACCUUCCUGACCACAGAGAAAGAGGACCUUUUAGCUGGACAGUGUAAAUUAGAGCAGGACAUUUAUUCUUUCCACACAAGCCAGGAAAACUGGCUUGCGGAACAGUCAAAGCUCCUUGAAGUGUUAAAGACGUUGCAGGCUAGCCAGAAACAACUAGAGGUUGAUGUCGGAGCUCUACAGACUGAUAAAGACCUUUUGGAGAAGCAAUACAAGAAGGCUGUUGCGGAUGUAUCAGCUUCUGUCGUUGUAAAUAAAGAGAUGUCCUCCAACAUCUCAACUCUUACAGCUCAGAAGGAUGCCCUGCAGGUGGAGAGAGAUGAAACCAUCCAGCAAGUCAGGCAGCUCGAGUCCCAACUAAACAAUGCUAUUUCUAAGCAGCUUGAGGCUACAGAGGCCUCUGGCAAGACUGCUGAGGCUUUUGAACAGCUGGCCAAAGAGAAAGCCAGUUUGAUGCAAGAAAAGAACAAAGUUCAGUCUGUGGUGGAAGAGCUCCGGAGCUCCAAGCAGGAACUAGAGGCCCAGCUGGAAACAUUGAAGAAAGAGAAUUUGAAGUACCAAGAAGAUCUGAAUGUAUCCAAAGAGGAGCUUUGCACAGAAACCAAGAGGACCAAGAGUCUGUGCCAGGAAAUUGACGAGCUUAAAGAAGCGGUUUCUGUGAAGUCGCAGAUGCUGCAAGAUGAGAAUAACAAGCUGAUUCAGGAGCUUGAUAACAAGCACAAAGGCCAGAGUGAUCUUGUAAAGCUCAAGGAAGAGCGCUCCAAACUCAAAAAACAACUGGAGGAGUUGAAGCAAAGACUUCCAAAUAAUGCCGUCAGUGAAAACGUCUUGAAGGAGCAGUUGGACAAAGAGAAGGCCGCUUUCCAACAGUCCAUACAUAAAAAUAGUGCCUUAAUCUCAGAAAAGGACCAGGAGGUGAAGGAGCUGAGGAGCGAGCUGGCUGUACUGCGAGGGGAAAGUGCCUCAAUUAAGACACUGCAGGGUACAAUUCAGGCCUUGGAGCGGGACAAGGCAAAUCUGCAGGAGCGUGUUCAGAGAUUUGAGAAGGACCUAGCUGCAGGGCCUGAAACCAACAAGUCCUCAGGUGAUGCAGUUUUAGACCAACUAAAGGAGGAUAAGGAGACAGCAGACAGUCAGAUUGAAUUCCUGAAUUCAGUCAUCGUUGACCUCCAGAGGAAGAAUAAGGAACUCAAAGAAGAUAUGGAGAAAAUGGCAGCUGCUGCUCUCAAUGGGAAUAAUACAAAUGAGCUGGAUGACUAUGAUAGCCGUGAGAAAGAACCCGUGAAGAAGAAGCCACCCCCACGGCUGUUCUGUGACAUCUGCGACUGCUUUGACCUACAUGACACCGAGGACUGUCCCACACAAAUGCAGAUGAAUGAUUCCCCUCCACACAGCGCCUAUCAUGGCGUUAAGGGCGAAGAACGGCCCUACUGCGACAUCUGCGAAGUCUUUGGCCACUGGACUGAUGCCUGUAAUGAUGACCAGACCUUUUAAAGCCUUUCUAACCCUCAUUCGCACAAUCACUCUAUUUGCACAUUGUGUAAGAUUAUGUGAUGCUUUUGGGGUUUCAGUUUGUAUGUGCGUGUGCUUGUUUUUGCCAGCCAUCUUUGUCGUCCACGCUGACCCUUAAGCGCUCUUACAGGGGAAUGAUCUCCUGACUCGCUGUCCCAAACAUCCAGAAAUAUAUUAUACAGAAGUCUGUAAUUUUAAAUGACUCUGGAGGAAAAACGGUGUGAUAUCCUGUGCUAGUAUGAAUGAAGGGGUUCUGUAGAUGAAAGUGUUGUGGGAGAAGCCACAGUCUCUUCACAUCAUUAAUUUAUCAAUAUCCUAACACUGUUUGCACAGCUUGUGGAGGGGUUACACAGAUUAUAUUGUAUCACAGAGGUGUUUAUUUGAAACUGUAAAUGACUUGAUCGAUAAACAGAUGUCAGUUGUGCAAAAAAAA